AUGUCGCCAGACAAUCUCGGACCAGCCGUGGUCACUGUUUCAUGGAUCUUUGCUACUCUCUCUACGGCUGUGGUCCUUGCUCGGUUCUAUGUGCGCCUACGAAUUAUACGAUCGUUUACAAUUGAUGAUUAUAUCAUUGCCCUUACUCUUCUUCUUGCUCUAUGUAAUAGCAUAUUUCUGACAAUUUCGUCCUUUUGGGGUCUGGGACAGCACAUCGAAGCGUUCGAAUUACAGCCUAUGCGUAAGAUGUACGCCAUCAAGUGGGUAUACUUAUGCGAGUUUUUUUCCAUUUUGUCACCCGGCUUCGGUCGAAUCUCGUUUGCUUUUUUGCUUCUUGGUCUUAUGCCGCCAACGAAGGCGCAGCGACUUUUCUUAUGGGGGAUUAUAUGUAUCCAAUUUGUAGUGGACAUUGGGACUGUUAUUAUCAGCUUUUCUCAAUGUAGACCAAUCAAUGGAUAUUGGGAUCCAAGUGUCAGACCUAGCUGCUGGCCUCGAGAAGUUCAGCAAUACGCGGCCUAUUUCCAAAGCUUAGACCUGAUUCUAGCACUCUUCCCGACCGCGCUAUUUUGGAAUUUGAACAUGGAGUUCAAGCAGAAAUUAUCAUUAAGCUGCAUAAUGGGAUUAGGAAUCUUCGCAAUGAUUGCAUCUAUGGUCAAGACUAUCAACCUUCGCUCCCUUGCCGAAACUUAUGAUCCAACUUAUGCUAUGGCCGAACUAGCAAUUUGGUGGACGCUUGAAGCCAACUUUGUCCUUUUAGCCGUCUCAAUACCGACUUUAAGACCCAUUUUGAAACCCUCCAGAAUCUUCACACGAAGUGGAAGUGACCCUUCUACUGACGUAAACGCAUAUAACUUGAAGAAAAGAAAUCAAGGAGAUAGUAACCCGAGCAAUCCUAAGCCAUUCGAACGCUUUCAUGAUUACGCUGCUGCUACAGAAGCUAGAAAUAGCAAUAACAGCUAUCAGUAUAAUGAGGCUAGUGGUCAUACGAUGGAUCGAGCAAGUUUAACGGGUGAUUUAUCUCACACACAGGAGGGUAUACGCAAAGAUAUUACAUGUUAUCAGAGUCGUCUCCAGUAA
This is a messenger RNA of Annulohypoxylon truncatum, 1077 nucleotides long. RefSeq lists its product as uncharacterized. NCBI's taxonomy places the organism in Eukaryota, Fungi, Ascomycota, Sordariomycetes, Xylariales, Hypoxylaceae. The transcript is spliced from 7 exons. Bases 1 to 1077 code for a protein of 358 amino acids. The record is from RefSeq and is a predicted model, not a curated record.